This is a messenger RNA of Fusarium odoratissimum NRRL 54006, 2473 nucleotides long. Its product is annotated as 4-aminobutyrate aminotransferase. Gene Ontology annotation, cellular component: mitochondrion. NCBI's taxonomy places the organism in Eukaryota, Fungi, Ascomycota, Sordariomycetes, Hypocreales, Nectriaceae. The transcript has 2 exons. The coding region runs from base 675 to 2054 and encodes 459 amino acids. Gene Ontology annotation, molecular function: pyridoxal phosphate binding. The record is from RefSeq and is a predicted model, not a curated record. Gene Ontology annotation, biological process: GABA catabolic process.
UUUUUUUUUUAUGUAAAGGAAAAAGCGUAGCACCCCCGGCCCUGUCACCGAGAAAUUGAUGUCCGGGGAAGACUUUUACUAAAUGUUGGGGUAGUAAUCCAUUUGAUUUCGAUGCUUGUGGCCGUCGCGAGAAGCAUAUUAGGAUCACUAGAAGUUCGAGCCUAGUGAACAAGACGUAAUGUUUCUCAUUAAUUGACAGAGGAUCUCUGUAGUAGUAACAGCACCCCCGAGACGGCAGCAUUCUUCCCGCGCUGAAUAAGAAGAGGGAAAAAUCCGCCAUGACCUCCGCUACCAAAUUCAAGGUGCAGCGGUGGCGCCCAAGGUCAGGUCCCGUGAGACAUCCCUCUCCUCUCCGGCUCUGUGCCGGCCGGCCUCUCGACUCCGGCCCCACGAUGUCUCCCCAACUCUGCGCAUCGCGUCCAUGAGCCGCAGGCAAUACCUUUCAAUUGGCAGGGGUGGGCAUAUCGAGGCCCUCCAUGAACUUUUUUGACCAUGUUUGGUAACCUAUUAGUGCCACCUCCGAUACCGUUGCCAAAUGCUAUAAUAGCUCCUCCCCCAGCUUCCAACUUCACCUCCAAUCUCUCCAGGACAUCUUAACUCACUUUCCUCUCUCGCAAGCACAGAAUACCCAGAGGAAAUUCCCGCUUCGUCCAGAGAUCUUUGCAAGCUUCACAAUGCCUUCCUUCGUUGAGUCCCCCGUUCGCACGGAGAUUCCUGGCCCUGUCUCCAAGGCCAGCUCCAAGCGUCUGGAUGCCAUUUUCGAUGCCCGUGCCGUUCACUUCGUUGUCGACUACGACAAGUCUCACGAUAACUACAUCGUCGAUGUUGAUGGCAACAAGUACCUCGAUGUCUACGCCCAGAUUGCUUCCAUCCCUGUCGGAUACAACAACGACACUCUGAUCGAGGCUGCCAAGUCCCCCGAAAUGAUCUCCGCUCUCGUCAACCGUCCUGCGAUUGGCAACUUUCCUUCCGACCAAUGGGUCGAUAUCCUCCGUAACGGCCUCAUGAAGGUCGCCCCCAAGGGCCUCAGCUACAUCUUCACUGCUCAGUCCGGAUCUGAGGCCAACGAGCUUGCCUACAAGGCUGCCUUCAUGCUCUACAGUCGCCGCAAGCGUGGCGACGCUGACUGGAAUGAGGAGGAGAUCAACUCUUGCCUUGAGAACUCCAAGCCUGGCUCUCCUGAGCUCGCCAUCAUGAGUUUCAAGAACUCUUUCCACGGCCGUGGUUUCGGCUCCCUCUCCACCACCCGCUCCAAGGCUGUCCACAAGCUUGAUAUCCCUAGCUUCAACUGGCCCCAGGCCCCCUUCCCUGCUCUCAAGUACCCUCUUGAGGAGCACGUCGAGGAGAACGCUGCCGAGGAGAAGCGAUGCCUUGAAGAAGUUGAGCGCAUCAUGACCACGUGGCAUUGCCCCGUUGCCGGUCUCAUUGUUGAGCCCAUUCAGUCCGAGGGUGGUGACAACCACGCCUCCCCGGCUUUCUUCCAGGGUCUCCGUGAUAUUACCAAGAAGCACGGAUCCGUUCUCAUUGCCGACGAGGUGCAGACCGGUUUCGGUGCCACCGGUUCCUUCUGGGGACAUGAUCACUGGAACCUGACCUCUCCUCCAGACAUGGUUACCUUCUCCAAGAAGGCCCAGACUGCUGGUUACUUCUUUGGUAACGAGAUGCUCAUUCCCGAUAAGGCCUACCGUCAGUUCAACACCUGGAUCGGCGACCCUGCCCGUGUCAUCAUGUGCAAGGCUGUCAUCCAGGAGAUUCUUGACAAGAAGCUUGUUGAGCAGACGGCCCGCGUGGGCACUCACCUUUAUGCCGAGCUUGCGCGCCUUGCUGCCAAAUACCCUGAACAUAUCCAGAACCUCCGUGGAAAAGAUCAGGGCACUUUCAUUGCUUUCGAUACCAAGGACCCUGCUGGUCUCGUUCGCUCCAUGCGCCAUAUCGGUGUGAACAUUGGUACUUGCGGCAAGAACACUGUCCGCCUCCGACCUAUGCUCAUCUUCCAAGAGGAGCACAUUCCUAUUCUCAUCAACGCCUUUGACAAGGUUAUUGGUGCUCUGUAAGCUGGAUUUAGCAGGAACAUCGAAAUGGGAUUGGGUUUCUACGCAUCAUGCCUUCUACUAGCGUUGCAUUGAUUUUGGUUUACAUUUUUCAAAGGGUUAUUCUGAGGAUCAAGGGGAAAAGAAAAGAGUUAUCAUACUGGUAAUACACUAGGCGUGGAAACAGAUAGGUGUGUAUCCAAACGGAACCGGAUCACACAAGGCGUUUACCAAGGUUACUGGAACUUAAAAAGAAUUACGAUUACUUAAACAUGGGCCUUUGACCGCAGUUGACAUGAACAAAUGUGAUAUAAAACAACAGAAUUGAUACACAAUAGCCUCAUAGACAUCAACAAGACCUCUUGACCUGAGAACACAAGCCUCGAAGUCAUAAAAAGAUCAAGCCCGAUUUACAAACAUACAGAGGUUCGUGUUAAUGUCGG